AUGUUUGAAUAUCACCACGACUCAUUAAUUUCAACGUUCGAUGUGAACAUCAGUGAAGCAGGCCUUAUACCAAUCGUAGCUGAUGCUUCGGCAUUGCUUGAACUUGGAAAUGUCGGGACUUCAAAAGCGUGGACAGUCUUGUUCUUGUUCAGUUUACUCUACGUGUUCAACCUCCUGAAGUACUCCUUCGAGGAAAAGGUCAAUGCCCCGGUCGUGGGCCAUAGACACCCUCUCGAGCCACAAUGGCUCGUCCGUCUACGCUUCGUACGAGGUAGCCGCUCAAUACUGCAUGAGGGUUACUCGAAGUUUAAAGAAUCGAUGUUCCAGAUCCGCAGAAUAGGCACCGACGUGCUCGUCAUCUCGCCCAAGAUUUUGGAGGAGAUUCGGAGUAUUUCGCGCGACAAGGUCAACAGUGUGGAACCAUUUAUCCACGACUUUGUGGGCGAAUAUGUGUGUGGGAAGCUGUUCCUGGAAAGCGACCUGCAAAAUCGCGUGCUGCAUCAGAAGCUGACACCGAAUCUGGGACGUCUGGUGCCAGUAAUGAAGGAGGAGUUAGAUUGGGCGUUGGUAAGGGAGAUGCCGAAUUGUCAAGGAAAUUGGGUCGAGCUCGACAUCGUGCCCAAGCUUGCACGCAUAGUGUCGCACAUAUCAGCGCGCAUCUUCCUCGGCCCUGCUGACUGCCGCAACGAGGAAUGGGUCGAGACCACCACGCAGUACACAGAGAACCUGUUUGUCACAGGCUUCAUUCUCCGCCUGGUGCCGAAGAUAUUGCGUCCACUAGUGGCUCCUUUGCUGCCAUCCUUCUGGGGCCUAAAGCGAAACGUAUCUGCAUGCCGCCGUAUCGUGGGUCACAUUAUCCAGACGCGCAGAGACCUCGAGGCACAAAGCGGGCCUGGGUACCAAAGACCAAAUGACGUACUUCAGUGGAUGAUGGACGCAGCAAACACGCGCGAAGCUGAGGUUGGAAACUUAUGUCAACGAGUGCUUGUGUUGAGUCUUUCGUCUAUUCACACAACUGCCUUGACUAUGAGCCAAGCGCUCUAUGAUCUCUGCGCUCAUCCAGAGUUCUUGGAACCUAUUCGGGCUGAGGUGGUCCAAGUGUUGCAGGAGGACGGAGGCUGGGAGAAGAAAGGUACAUUAGGUCGGCUCCGAAGACUAGACAGCUUGUUAAAGGAGAGCCAGCGGUUCAAUCCAGUGUUUCUGCUAACUUUCAAUCGCAUCUAUCAUAAGCGAAUGAAGUUGUCUGAUGGCACAGUGAUACCCCCAGGCACACGGGUCGCAGUGCCAUCAAAUGAAAUACUCAACGAUCCAGAGCAUGUCCCUGGAGACGUCGGACCAGAGCUAUUUGAUGCUUUCCGCUAUUUCAAGGUGCGACAGCAGCCUGAGAAUAGCAACAAGUAUCUGUUCGCAAUGGCGGAUGGCAGUAACAUGGCGUUCGGAUUCGGACGCUUCGCGUGUCCCGGCCGCUUCUAUGUUUCCAAUGAGAUGAAAAUGGUUCUAGCACAUUUGUUGCUGAUGUACGAUUUGAAGUUCCCUGAAGGUCAAAUGCGGCCUGAGAACUUGACUGUGGACGGGGACCUAUACCCUGAUCCCAGAGCACGACUGCUGAUCCGGAAGAGAACCACUUUCGCGAGCGACAUGGACAUGCUGCUUAAGUGA
This is a messenger RNA of Pseudovirgaria hyperparasitica, 1659 nucleotides long. RefSeq names its product cytochrome P450. Bases 1 to 1659 code for a protein of 552 amino acids. NCBI's taxonomy places the organism in Eukaryota, Fungi, Ascomycota, Dothideomycetes, Acrospermales, Acrospermaceae. The record is from RefSeq and is a predicted model, not a curated record. The transcript has 4 exons. Gene Ontology annotation, molecular function: monooxygenase activity; heme binding; oxidoreductase activity, acting on paired donors, with incorporation or reduction of molecular oxygen.